Messenger RNA from Galendromus occidentalis (western predatory mite), 3726 nucleotides. Its product is annotated as serine/threonine-protein phosphatase 6 regulatory ankyrin repeat subunit C. Lineage: Eukaryota; Metazoa; Arthropoda; Arachnida; Mesostigmata; Phytoseiidae. Gene Ontology annotation, molecular function: protein binding. The record is from RefSeq and is a predicted model, not a curated record. Bases 1 to 3576 code for a protein of 1191 amino acids. The transcript is spliced from 14 exons.
AUGAUGCCAAGGAGCCACACAGAUCCGGAACCGCUCGUCGGCUAUUGUCAGAGCGGCGCUUUCAAACGAUGGGCUUUCUUCGUCACCUUCCUGGUCCGCUUCAAGAAGCCCUCACCUCAUCUGAUCCAGUCGAUUUUUCUCAACGAUCCCGGCCAACUUGCGAACGAGAUCGAGACCUCCCCGCUACCGGAUGGACCCAACUUCGCAGACGAGCAACGGAGGUCUCUGCUACACGCGGCCGCUUUCUGUGGCAACGUAUACAUCACCCGCUACCUCCUCGAAAAGGGAGCGCGGGUUAAUGCGAAGGACGUGUCCUGGAUAACUCCACUCCACCGAGUGUGUUGUCGCGAGGAACUCCCCGGAAGCCGACGCGAUGAAGAAGUCGUCAAACACGACCUAGGCUUCGAGUUGGACAAACCGUCCCCCCCGAAUCAGAGGAUUCCUCCCGGGGGAGGGCUGUCCACCGACGAACCCGUCCCACAUAUGACUAUCAGCCAUUUUCCAAAUGGAACGACAGACAUCAGUGGUAACUCCAUAGUCGAAAAUGUUUCUCCCAUCGGCGAGAGCCAAUUCUUUUCGAACGGGUCCGAUUGGAUGAAAACCGACAACUCCUCUCGGAACGAGAACUCAAUCGGACUUGUGAGAUGCAAUUCGCACAGCUUUCAAGGGAAUACGUCUGCAAAAGAUCAAGCGCUCAGCCUAAAUUCUUUUAUCGAGGACGAGGAAGAUUGGGGUCCAAACUACGGCGAGACUUGCACCGUUCUUUUAGAAGCGGGUGCCGAUGUCAGCGCUCGGGAUAAACUCUGGCAGACACCUCUGCACGUCGCAGCGGCAAACAAUGCGCUCACGUGCGCUGAAGCGAUUCUGGCGCACCAAGAGAAAAAGCAAAACACCGCUCACAAUUUCAACUUCCUCGACAUAUCAGACAAAUUCAAUCGUACCAGUCUCCAUCAUGCCGUUUUCAACGGCCACGUCCAAAUGGCUCAACUUCUACUUGAACACGGAGCAAACCCGGACAUCCUCGAUAAGAAACAGAGAAGACCCGCACACUACGCCGCAUUUUUAGGACACGAAGAGAUGCUCAAGCUUCUCGUGCAUUACGGUGCGCAGCUGGAGGUUUUCGAUCAGGACCGUCUGACUCCUCUGCACGCGGCCUGUGCCGGCGGCCGAGUGAACGCGUUACAACGGUUGCUCUCUAUGGGAGCGCGAUUAGACGUCAUUGAUUCCAAAGGAAACACCGGACUGCACAUCUGCUGCUUGAACGGCAAGGCAGAUGUUGCCCAGAGCCUCAUUGCAGCUGAUUGUCCUCUCUCUGCGAAGAAUCUACUCGGUUACACGCCGCUGCAUUACGCGGCUGCGUCCACUCACGGGGGUACCUGCGUCGAAAUUUUGCUAAACAUGGGAGCCCUCGUGAAUGCCAAAAGUGCGUCCGGACGCACCCCUCUACAUAUGAGCGCCAUCCACGGUCGUGUCACCAGAGCCCAGAACCUUAUAAGUGCAGGGGCUCAGCUCAACACGGCAGACAGGCAGGGCCUCACAACCCUCCACAUCGCUGCCAGAUACGGACACGAACUCCUGGUGCAAUGUCUCAUAAACAAGGGCGCCAACGUUGCUGCUACCUCUCGUGACGGGAGCAGCGCGCUUCAUCUGGCUGCCCUGUACGGCCACUAUGCGGUCUGUCACAAGCUGCUGUCAGCUGGAGCCGACGUUCUCGGUAGGGAUAACCAAGGCAGAACUCCGAUCCAUUGCGCUGCGUUUGCGGGAAAUCUGGAGCUUGCGGUGGUUCUAGUUAACGAGUAUCUCAAUAACGUGGGAAACCAGUUUGCGAAGCGAGCUGCAAUCGAUGCCAUCGUCGACAUAAAUGGUCGAACGCCUCUGCAUUACGCCGUAUCGAAUCGAAACCAACACCGCGAUGUCAACUUACUAGUCUACCUCAACCAAGAAUUCCCUCUUGAUGCUGGUCGGCACGAUGUAGAUGGCAGGACGCCUCUGCAUCUUGCAUGUUCCUUGGAGGAUGAUCUCUAUGUUAACUUUUUCUUGGGACUUCUCAAGGCCGAUGAAUGGUGUAAAUUACUCGACAAUAGCGGGGCUGGACCUCUCCACUACGCAGCGUUCGCGGGCAACUGUCAGGCCCUCCAAGCGAUUUUAUCUCAACUGGCGUCCAAAGACAUUCGUGCCAUUUUGGGUACACCACCGAUGUGCCCGACUCAACGUUUAUCUCCAUUGGAACUCGCCGCUAGCCGGGGCCAUCUUCAAUGCUUGCAAUUACUGCUGGAGUUUGCGACCAGAGAAGAUGGCGACCCAUGUCCCGGGAAGCGACCGGACAUGUCGCUCAUCCUUGCGGCCAAGCACAACAGAGAAGCGUGUCUUGUGUAUUUGUUGGACUGCGGUCUCUACGACGUUAACCUUACUGACAAACGCGGUCGCACCGCUUUAAUGUACGCUGCGAUGCGUUCUUCCGGCCAAACUAUCCGGGCUCUCCUCGAGCAAGGCGCAGAAGUCAACAUUCGGGACCACCGUCGGCUGGGAGUUCUCCAUUAUGCUUUCAAUAAUUACGAAGCGACCAAGGAGCUCCUCGAAACGGGAGCACCGAUCCUGACUCGAGUCAAAGUUGCCUGCAAGAGCCCUCUGCAUCUCGCUGCGCUUUCGGGCAACGCGAAAGUUCUGUCUGAUCUUAUCGAUGCCCUGCAAGAGGAUUUCCAAUCAAUCUCAGAUAGUGUCGCGUCCGCGAACGGCCUUCCCUAUGGUGGUAGAACCAUCAUGUCGUUGAGAGAUCCUCAAGGCUAUUCAGCGUUACAUUAUGCCUGCUAUUCCGGAAACCGAGAAUGCGUGGCCCUGCUUCUGAACAAAGCCAAGGAGGAGAUGAGCGAGGACGCCGAGAUGCAGGUCGCUCCGAGAGCUCACUUCACCGAGCUCCAUUGCGCGGCAGGUCACCUCAACGGCGUAUCUCUCCUCGAAUCCAUUCUCCAACUGUUCGGGAUGCAAGCCCUGCACGCCAAAGAUGCUCACGGACGGACGGCCCUUCAUAUAGCUGCCAUACGCGGUGUGCUCCGAAACUGCGACCUGCUCAUUAUCCGAGGGGCCGAUGCGGACGCGAGAGACAACCAGGGUUGCACUCCUCUGAUGCUGGCGGCUCAAUGUGGCCAAUGCACCAUAAUCGAGCAUCUGCUACGUCGCGGUGCCGAUCCUUGUGCUCAGGACUUCGAAGGCAAUAGUCCUCUCCAUCAGGCUUGCAUACAUCAUCAAGAGAGCGUAGUACAAUUAUUGCUGGAAAAUCACGAGUUGGGGAAACUCGUGAACCUUGCUAACCACGAAGGCCGCACCGCCCUACACCUCGCGGCUCGGAACGGCCUAGUCACCGCCACACAGUUGCUCAUUGUCAAAGGUGCUGACGUCGUCGCGAAGGAUAAGUUUGGUCAUACUCCUGCGUUGUGUUGCGCGACAAAUGCUCAGGUUGCUCGAUGCCUUAAACUGAUUCUCGAUGUGUCCCCUUUGGCGUUCUCGGCGUCCGGAGCGUGUCCGGACAUACCCAGUCCGCCUCUCAGUGAGGAGGAGGAGGAGAAUUUCACCCACUGAAGCACUCUUCAGACACAAGUACAACAACUACCGAUAGUAGCUCUUCGUGCAGGAUCGAUGGCGUAGCCAAAAUGGAACCUGAGUUACAAAGUAUUAAAAGGGGCUAAGAAAGAAAACAGCACACACGAAAUGCUUUUCUAGUUAUCGUGA